Molecule: messenger RNA, 1185 nt
Organism: Neogale vison (American mink)
Lineage: Eukaryota; Metazoa; Chordata; Mammalia; Carnivora; Mustelidae
Gene: RWDD3
Product: RWD domain containing 3
Exons: 4
Coding region: 7-810 (267 amino acids)
Biological process (GO): positive regulation of hypoxia-inducible factor-1alpha signaling pathway; positive regulation of protein sumoylation
Molecular function (GO): protein binding
Source: RefSeq, a predicted model, not a curated record
GCGGCCAUGGCAGACGCCGCGCGGGAGGAGCUCUCGGCCCUAGCGGCGAUUUUCUGCGGGCCGGACGAGUGGGAAGUGCUGAGUCGCUCAGGGACAGAGGGGACGGUGUUCAGAAUUCUCACAAAAGCUGAAGGCCUCAUGGGUGCCGACGUACCUUUAGAAUUGGUGUUCCAUUUGCCGGUCAAUUACCCUUCAUGUUUACCUGGUAUCUCAGUUCACUCUGAACACCUGACCCGGGCCCAGUCCAUGACUGUGAAGGAGAAGUUACUUAAGCAAGCAGAGAACCUUUUGUCGGAACCUAUGGUCCACGAGCUGGUGCUCUGGAUUCAGCAGAAUCUCAGGCAUGUCCUCAACCAACCAGAAACUGGAAGUGGCAGUGAAAAGUGUACUUCUGCAACUGGCAUGACUGUGGAUGAUGGACUGUGGCUAACUCUUUUGCAUUUAGAUCACAUGAGAGCAAAGACCAAAUAUGUCAAAACUAUUGAGAAGUGGGCUUCCGAUUUAAAGCUGACAGGAAAACUGAUGUUUGUGGGUAAAAUAAUACUGAUUUUACUACAAGGAGACAGAAGCAAUAUCAAGGAGUACCUGCUUCUUCAAAAAACCUCCAAAGUAGAUGUGGACUCAAGUGGAAAGAAAUGCAAAGAGAAAAUGAUUAGUGUACUGUUUGAAACAAAAGUACAGACAGAACACAAAAGGUUUCUGGCAUUUGAAGUCAAAGAGUAUUCAUCGUUGGAUGCGUUACAAAAGGAAUUUGAAACUGCAGGACUUAAGAAGCUUUUCUCUGAAUUUGUGCUUGGGCUGGUAAAAUGAAAUGGAAGACAGGAAUCUUUUAGUCAGACAGCGGUGGCUUUUUGUUUUGUUUUGUUUUGUGUUUUAUAGUGGAUUUUGGGAAUGGUUAAUUGAAAUUAUCGUAAGGAAACAAUUUUAAAGUUUCUCUGAAGCAAAAUGAUAGACACCAUUCUAACUUCAGGAACAAAAGCCCAUUUUGCUUAUGGAUUAUUAAACUUUAAAAAUGCCCAUAUAUUCUAAUUUUUGGCAGUAAAGGCUAGGUUUAAUAGAUGGAAUGUUAUUUGAAAGAUAAAUAUGAAAUGAUGGUAAAUGAGCCCUUGUAAUUAUAUAGAGGAUUUGUUUGGAACUGUGCAAUUUUCUAGCUAAUUUUCUUGUAAUUAAAUGAAUUUUUUUAAA